Theobroma cacao (cacao) is the source of this 2259-nucleotide messenger RNA. Its product is annotated as L-type lectin-domain containing receptor kinase IV.1-like. Gene Ontology annotation, molecular function: ATP binding; protein kinase activity; carbohydrate binding. Gene Ontology annotation, biological process: protein phosphorylation. Lineage: Eukaryota; Viridiplantae; Streptophyta; Magnoliopsida; Malvales; Malvaceae. The record is from RefSeq and is a predicted model, not a curated record.
UCAAGUUAUUGAACGGUUGAUGAUUGGGAGAUUCUAUGAACUCUCGCACUGAUCUGAAGUACUGUUGAACGAGAAUAUAAAAGGGAAGAAACCAAGGACGAAGAGAAGAAGACGGUAAGCUAGCAGACUGUGGCCAUGUGUUUCAGAUUUGCAGUUCUGCUAGCCCUUCUGAUAAGCUUCGCAGCCGCCGGCGAUGUUAAUUUAAUCUCCAAUGGCUUCCGGUCCUCAAAUCUAAGCCUUGAUGGCAUCGCGGAGUUCACUUCCAAUGGACUCCUAAAGCUCACCAAUGAAACCAGGCAACAAAAAGGUCAUGCUUUCUACCCUAACCCUGUAAACUUCAAGAACUCAACGAACGGUUCAGUUUUUACCUUCUCCACGACCUUUGUCUUCGCUAUCAUCCCUGAAUAUCCGAAUCUCAGUGGUCACGGAAUCGCUUUCGUGAUUGCACCCACCAGGGGCCUCCCCGGAGCUCUUCCGAGCCAGUUUCUCGGACUCUUCAACGAGUCCAACAAUGGUAAUGCUACGAAUCAUGUUGUUGCUGUAGAACUCGAUACGAUACAAAGUAACGAGUUUGCUGACAUCAAUGACAAUCACGUUGGGAUUGAUAUUAAUGGGUUGAAGUCUGAUAAAUCUUUUCCAGCUGGAUAUUAUGAGGAUGGCACCCGUCAGUUUAGAAACCUGACUCUGAUCAGUGGGCAACGGAUGCAAGUUUGGGUUGAAUAUCAUGGUUUAGAGAAGAGAAUGGACGUUACUUUGGCUCCAAUUAAUGUUCCUAAACCCAAGACUCCACUUUUGUCUUUGUCUCGUGAUCUUUCUUCAAUUCUUAACAAUGAGAUGUAUGUUGGUUUUUCAUCGUCAACUGGUUCUGUUCUGACAUCGCAUUAUGUUUUGGGUUGGAGUUUUAGUAUUAAUGGUCAGGCGCAGGAGCUUACCCUGUCUCAACUUCCCAAGCUUCCUCGGUUAGGACGAAAGAAAAGAUCAAGAUUUUUGACAAUUGGGUUACCUUUGAUUUUAGUGAGUUUGGUUCUGGCAGCAGUUUCCGGUGUAGCUUAUUUCAUAAGAAGGAAAAGGAAGUUUGCUGAAGUUGUUGAAGAUUGGGAGCUUGAGUAUGGGCCUCAUAGAUUCAAGUACAAAGAUCUGUAUGUUGCAACAAAAGGAUUCAAAGACAAGGAGCUACUGGGUGCUGGCGGAUUUGGAAAGGUUUAUAGAGGAGUUUUACCGACCAGUAAACUUGAGAUUGCAGUGAAAAGAGUCUCACAUGAAUCAAGGCAAGGGAUGAAGGAAUUUGUAGCAGAAAUUGUAAGUAUCGGUCGUCUCCGGCACCGGAAUUUAGUUCAGCUCUUGGGCUAUUGCCGGCGUAAAGGUGAGCUGCUUUUGGUCUAUGACUACAUGCCUAAUGGAAGUCUAGAUAAGUACUUGUAUGACCAGCCAAACGUCACCCUUAAUUGGAGACAAAGAUUCAGAGUUAUCAAAGGUGUAGCAUCAGGAUUGUUUUAUUUACAUGAAGAAUGGGACCAGGUGGUGAUUCACAGAGAUGUUAAGGCUAGUAAUGUUUUGUUAGAUGGAGAAUUGAACGGAAGAUUGGGAGAUUUUGGCCUUGCAAGAUUAUAUGAUCAUGGUAAAGAUCCACAAACGACUCAUAUUGUGGGAACUCUUGGUUAUCUGGCUCCAGAGCAUACUAGAACUGGGAAAGCCACACCACUCACCGAUGUGUUUGCUUUCGGGGCAUUUUUGCUUGAAGUUGCCUGUGGAAGAAGGCCAAUACAGGCACAAUCUCCAGCAGAAGAUGUAAUUUUGAUUGACUGGGUGUAUUCAUGUUGGUACAAAGGUGAUAUUCUUGAGGCAAAGGAUCCUAAGCUGGGUACAGAAUAUGUAGCAGAGGAAGUCGAGUUGGUCUUAAAACUUGGGUUGCUCUGCUCCCACUCAGAACCUGAAGCAAGGCCAACCAUGCGCCAAUGUGUCCAGUUUUUAGAAGGAGACAUUCCUCUGCCGGAAAUAUCAUCACUUACUCUCUCUUCCGGCGGCCUAGCAUUUGCCCAUCGAGAAGGCUUUGAUGAUUUUGCCAUGUCAUAUACAUCUUCUAUUUACAAGGGAUUCUCCCAGUCAUCAUCCGUUGCAGAGUCUCUGCUCUCAGGAGGUCGAUGAGUUGUAAACUUUUCUCAGAUUUUUAAAUAAAUUUUAAUGCAUUGCUUUUGUAUAGAUGUUACUUGGACAUUGAAAUAGAAAUUUCUGGCAAAGGUUCAACCUUUACUUCCCUUA